This is a messenger RNA of Euleptes europaea (tarantolino), 1021 nucleotides long. RefSeq names its product cyclin dependent kinase 2 associated protein 2 (gene CDK2AP2). Gene Ontology annotation, cellular component: cytoplasm; microtubule; nucleus. The transcript is spliced from 4 exons. Gene Ontology annotation, molecular function: cysteine-type endopeptidase activity. Bases 99 to 497 code for a protein of 132 amino acids. The record is from RefSeq and is a predicted model, not a curated record. Gene Ontology annotation, biological process: negative regulation of G1/S transition of mitotic cell cycle; regulation of microtubule cytoskeleton organization. Lineage: Eukaryota; Metazoa; Chordata; Lepidosauria; Squamata; Sphaerodactylidae.
CUCGCGCCAGCCUGCCCGCCAAUCGGAGGAGCGGCAGCCGGAGCCGGAGCGGCGCGCCAAUCGCCGGCUCGCCAGCGACACAGGGCGCGGAGCCGGGGAUGUCCUACAAGCCCAUCGCGCCUGCCCCCGCCAGCUCCGGAGCCGCCACCGCCGCCGCCGCCAGCAGCAGCCCCGCCCCCGGAGCCCCGCCGGUCGCCACAAGUGUCCCAUCUCCAUCUGGAUCUGUUCCUGGAGCCUCUGCCCCUUUUAGACCUCUUUUCAACGAUUUUGGGCCCCCAUCCAUGGGCUACGUGCAGGCUAUGAAGCCACCAGGUGCCCAAGGUUCCCAGAGCACAUACACGGACCUGCUUUCUGUAAUUGAGGAGAUGGGCAAGGAGAUCCGACCUACUUAUGCAGGCAGCAAGAGCGCCAUGGAGCGGCUGAAGCGAGGGAUUAUCCAUGCCCGAGCACUGGUAAGAGAGUGUCUGGCAGAGACAGAGCGCAAUGCCCGUACGUAACAGUUGCUUCCUCCUGGCACCGUUCUUUGGACUUUCUGGCCAAUCAUCACCACUUUGAAAUUGGAGAUCCGCCCCCUGCUCUUUCCGUCAAUCAGUGUUGUACAUACUGGAACUACCAUUGCCUUCAAAGACCUUUACACCAAUUGACACCUAAGAAUCUGAAGUGUCUCCUGCUGCAUCAGAAUACUUCCCAUCAAUUGGCGUUCUGGGAAUUGAUGCAGAAACAUUUUGUUGCACACACCUGCUCAACCAAUGAGAAUAAUGGCUGGUAGCAAGUCUGUCAUUAUAAAUUAUGUGGGGGGUUAUAAAUAAAAGAAAAGCUUUGGAAAUGAGAUUCUAUCUUUUUCCCUGUGUGUUUUUAAAACCUCAUGUGAUGGAAACUAAGACAUUGAGGGUCUGUAUUGCAAGAUGUGCUUCCAUAGAAAAGCAGUACGUGACCCUCUCUAGCGCUUGCAGUGAAAACUUCAGCCAGGAGCCAUUGAGCCAAUACUGGAAAAAUUGUAAUAAAAUAUUUCUACUCCUUG